This is a messenger RNA of Pelobates fuscus (common spadefoot toad), 3757 nucleotides long. It is a transcript of the gene COLEC12, whose product is annotated as collectin subfamily member 12. The coding region runs from base 427 to 2691 and encodes 754 amino acids. NCBI's taxonomy places the organism in Eukaryota, Metazoa, Chordata, Amphibia, Anura, Pelobatidae. The record is from RefSeq and is a predicted model, not a curated record. The transcript is spliced from 10 exons. Gene Ontology annotation, molecular function: signaling receptor activity.
ACACACAGUUCGAUUGUACUUGCUCUCUGUCGUUUUGUCUGAGGGGACAUUUUUUUUUUAUUCUCCCAAAGGGAUAGAGUGCAGCUUAUCCCCAAUAACAGUUUACAAACUCUAAACUUUUUCAUCCUAAAUCCCUGCCUGAAAAAAAAAAGUUGGAGGGAGGACUCAGCAGCAGCAAGUCAGACUGAGAGAGCCCGUUAUCUCCAGUGCUUGAGCAGGCAAAAGGGAUAGACCUUACAGCUGCGCUCUGGCUAAACUGAGCAAAAGAAGAAGAGGGGGGAGUCUUAAAAUCCAGGCAACAGGAGUUUCUCUAUCAGCUGACUGCAAGCAACAUGGAAAUCCAGUAGCCUAGAAGAGGACUAAACUAUUGUCUACACUUCAUUAAUUACCACCUGAGUUUUCUGCGUGAUCGCCCACUGUUACAACAUGAAAGACGAUUUUGCAGAUGAAGAGGAGGUACAGUCCUUCGGAUACAAGAGAUUUGGUAUACAAGAAGGCACACAGUGUACAAAGUGCAAGAGCAACUGGGCACUGAAGUUUUCUAUCAUACUGCUUUAUAUUUUGUGUGCCUUGCUUACCAUCACAGUGUCUAUUCUGGGAUACAAAGUUAUAGAGCGAAUGGAUGGAGUUUCAGAUGGCAUGGAAACGUCACACAAAGAAUACACUCAGAAAUUCUCCACUGUGGAUGAGAACUUGAAGAAAUUAGGUGUUCAAGCAGGAGAAAAAUCCGAAAGCACCAACUCAGAGCUUUCAAGUGUAAGGUCAGAUAUUGUGGCCAUUCGUCAGCAACUCCGUGAAAUCACUGAAAAAAGUAACGUAAACAAAGAUACCCUGGAGAAGCUGCAGGAAGCUGGAGAGCUACUCGAUGCUAAACAAGGUCAAAUGAAAAACGCUUUAGAUGCAAACUCAUUAAUGAUCAAUGGAGUUAAUCAAACAUUACAGGUGUAUAAUACCUACGUUUCUAGCUUGCAGCAGGAUACCAGCAGCUUACAGUCAAACCUACAGAGCCAAAUGCAGUCAAAUAAUAUGAUCUUAAUGAAUAUAAGUAAUCUAAAUUUGACUCAGGUCCAGCAGAGGACAGUUAUAAGUAGUUUGCAGAGGUCUGUGGAUGAUACAAGCCAAGCUAUCCAGAGGAUCAAGAACGAGUUUCAAAGUUUACAACAAUCGGUUCUCCAAUCAAAUAAAGACUCAGAGUUUCUCAAGGAGAGGCUUGCAAUUCUCCAGAACAUUGUAUCUAACAACUCUGCUCUAGUGAAAUCUAACAAUGAAACCCUUGAAGAUAUGAACAGCCAACUUAACACUCUUGGAAGUCAGAUUGACAAUAUCACAAUCACAGCACAAAGUAAUGAACAAAGCCUCAAGGAUCUUCAAGAUUUCCACAAAGAGUAUGAGAACAGAACAAACGUUAAGUUCAACGAAGUAGAAGAUAGUUUUCAGAAAUUUGAAUUGGAUAUAGUGAGCAUUAUUAACAACAUAAGCAAAACAGCUUACAACCUGAGGACGCUAACUAGCAAUUUAAAUGAUGUUCGGACAACAUGCACAGAAACAUUGAGUAAACAUACGGACGACUUACUUAACCUAAAUAACUCGCUAAGCAGCAUGAAUAUAGACACCGCUUUCCUUAGGAAUCAGCAAGAAGCAAUGCGGCAAAGAUUAGACACUGAAGUGGCCAAUUUGUCACUUAUUAUGGAAGAAAUGAAACUGGUGGAUUCGGCGCAUGGACAACUUAUCAAAAAUUUCACAAUAUUACAAGGACCACCAGGCCCUAGAGGACCUAAAGGUGAAAGAGGACCACAAGGUCUUAGUGGAUCUAGUGGACCAAAAGGACAGCCAGGAGACAGAGGAGAUCCAGGAUCACCUGGACCUGUAGGUGAGAGAGGACUACCAGGUCCAAUUGGCCCUCCAGGAGAAAAGGGCUCAAAAGGUUCAAGAGGCUCGCAAGGCAAUAAAGGCCAGAGAGGAUCUCCUGGAAAAACUGGUGAACCAGGUCCAAAAGGAUUCCCAGGACCUCCUGGACCACCUGGAAUUAAUGGACCACCUGGGCCUAGUGGACCACUAGGAUUGCAAGGAAUGAGAGGCACAACAGGGGAACCUGGUGUACCUGGUCCAAGAGGUCCACCUGGGGCAGCUGGGCUUCCUGGUAUACCAGGACUAAUUGGACCUAGAGGUCCUCCAGGCCCUCCAGGCCCUGCUGCUGAACUCACACUUGAAAGAUCGUUAGCAUUACAAGCAAACCCUACUUCAGAAUUUGAUCUUGAUCCUUCAAUAACUGGCUGCCCGACAAAUUGGGUAAACUUUACUGAUAGAUGUUACUAUUUCUCAACUGUUAAGCAAAUGUUUGAUGAAGCCAAGGUCUGGUGUGAAGAAGAGAGUUCAACAUUAGUAAUCAUCAAUAGCAAGGAGGAACAACAAUUCUUAAGAAGAUAUAUAGGGGUUACGAGAAGAGGCUUUUGGAUUGGUCUCACUGACACUGAAGAAGAGAAUUUGUGGAAAUGGGUAGAUGGCACAAUACCAACCUAUACGAACUGGAAGCCUGGGCAACCUGACAACUGGGCUCAUGAUGAGGGACCCGGAGAAGAUUGUGCAGGGUUAAUAAAUGCAGCCUUAUGGAAUGACUUCCAUUGUCAUGAUUUUAAUAAUUUUAUAUGUGAGAAACCCAUGAAUACAGCUCAGUUACCACAUUCAUCAUAACGGCAAAAUUCUUCAAGACCUACAUGGAAGAGUCAAGCCGUUCAAAGAAGAAGCUUUGGAAAAUGGAUUUUGCUUUCCAAUAUUAUUAAUAGAGCAAGCACUGAAACAGGGACCACUCAAAGCUCGAUAAUAUCCUUAACAUUCCCACUAAUUAUCCUGAAGACUGGAUUUAGAUAAUUAACAGAGAUUGUGCCAUCUAUUUGGUUGGGACAGUAUCCAUUUCAACACGGAAAAUACUGAUUGGCGCCUCACUUGCUCAGUAUCUAUGCAAUACGUGUCUUUUAAAGUACGGUGUAUAUUCAGAUAGGAUCAAGAUUCUGUAUUCACUUUAUUUUAUAUUACUAAAACCCAAAUGACAUUAUAGAAAAAUAAUAAUAAUACAGGUAUAUAGUGCAAUUCAUAUUCAUCGGAAUAUACUUUUAAAAAGCUUUUAAAAACGUAUUUUUCUACAAGAUGUGUUUCUGAUUGUUUUGUGUGUACUACAGAUUUUUAAUGCCAAAGAAUACUAUAAUAUUCAUGCCGUAGAAUCAACUAGUCAGUUAAAGAGAAUUUACCAUGUGAAGAUUUUUAAGGUUUUUGUGGGUUUUGGGGGCGGGGGGGGGAGGAGAAGUCAUAUGUUUUCUUAUAUCCGUAUUUUUUUAGGUACCAUUUUUUUUAUUAGUAUAUUAUGCAAAUGUUGCCAUUUUUCACAGUGACCAGUUUUAGAAAAGGAAAAACAAUUUCAGAUGAACAUUUUACGUCUUGUGCCUUAUUGGAACAGAGAUUGUAUAUCCCACGAGACAUCUUCAUAUUGUUACCAAGGAGAGAGCCAGCAGGGCUGCCAAUUGACCUGACAGUUCCCCCUGAACAUGAGUCCUUAUGGAGACUGCCAGUAAAAAUCAUUUAUUGGUAGCAGCGGUCUCAUAGAUUUCAGUGGAUUCUUGGCGUCUAAAAUACAUGUCGUUCCAUUUUACCCUUCAAUGUUCAGUUUGAAUACUUGGAUGUUGACAAUUAUGCUGCAGACUGACAUUUAUUUUUUAAUAAUGCCAGUAAAUAUUAUAUUGAAAUAAAACAGUUUUCCUUUGUU